CACUAUAUGAUAUACUGAACCAAUUCCAAAAAGGGCACAGCCACAUGGCUACUGUUGUGAAGAGCAAGCACAAUGUUAAGGACACUGCAGGAAAUGCAACAGACAAAAAUGACAUGAUCAUGAUAAACAUCAAUUCAAACUCAUCAAUAUUACAAAAACAAGCAGAGGGAAAAGGAAUUGAGAUCAAGCAACAAAAGAGUAUUUCUACACAUACACCACCAUCUGUGACUUCUAGCGACACUACUGAGAGUCAGAGUCCAGCAUUACAGUACAUAACGGAGCGAUGCAGUGACAGCUGGAACCUCCAACCAAAGAAAGGAGGUGAACAAGGAGAUGCAAAUAAAACAAAGGAAGUUUUGGAAUCACUUCCAGAUCAAGAGGAAGAAGUCAUUGGUAUCAUUACUAUGGAAGAUGUUUUAGAGGAACUCUUACAAGUUAGUAAUAUAUAUAACUAAUUAACUAGUAUUAAUAAAUACUAUGAUGUACUUCAUGCAAAUGUUAUUUUGUGUUCCAUUAUAGUUAAUUAAUAUUGCUGCUUCAGAUAUAACUUAUAGAA
Camellia sinensis is the source of this 556-nucleotide messenger RNA. RefSeq lists its product as uncharacterized. NCBI's taxonomy places the organism in Eukaryota, Viridiplantae, Streptophyta, Magnoliopsida, Ericales, Theaceae. The record is from RefSeq and is a predicted model, not a curated record.